This is a messenger RNA of Fusarium redolens, 1356 nucleotides long. Its product is annotated as putative voltage-gated K channel beta subunit. The transcript has 4 exons. Lineage: Eukaryota; Fungi; Ascomycota; Sordariomycetes; Hypocreales; Nectriaceae. The record is from RefSeq and is a predicted model, not a curated record. Bases 192 to 1232 code for a protein of 346 amino acids.
AGGAAGGACAGUCGACGGUAUCGGUCUACCUAAAAGGGUUGUAGCUUGAUUACUGAUGACAUUACAAGAGCUCUAAAUCCCGCCAGACAUUCGAGAUGAGCUUGCACUGACACAGAAAACUGCAGCACCAUCUCCGAAUACCGCAAUCAGCACUAUCUCUAGAGCCUAACCAUCAAGUCAUAGUCACGACAAUGUCUAAGCCAGAAGAUGUCCCUGAGAUGGAGUACCGUUUCCUGGGCUGCUCAGGUCUUCAGGUAUCUGCAAUCUCCCUCGGAGGAUGGCUGACAUAUGGUGGCCAUAUUGAUAAAGAACGUACAUUUCAAUGCAUGAAGGCCGCCUAUGAUUGCGGCGUUAACUUCUUUGACUGUGCCGAAGAAUACUCCAACGGUGAAUCUGAGAUCGCGAUGGGUGAGGCUAUCAAGAAGUUCGGUUGGAAACGUAAUGAUCUGGUAGUCUCUACCAAGCUCUACUGGGGAGGAGCAUUCGGAGACAACCCAGUCAACAAUAAGGGACUUUCACGAAAGCACAUUGUUGAGGGGAUCAAUGGUGCUCUCAAGCGCUUGGAUCUCGAGUAUGUCGACCUCAUUUACGCACACAGGCCUGAUCGCCAAACACCUAUGGAAGAGAUCGUUCGUGCGUUCAAUCAUAUUAUAGAUCAAGGAAAGGCUUUCUACUGGGGAACCUCGAUGUGGAAUGCCGAUGAGAUCGCACAGGCAUGGCGAUAUGCCGAUAAACUGGGUCUUAUAGGCCCAAUUAUGGAGCAACCUGCCUAUAACAUGCUGGAUCGUGUCAAGGUCGAGCAGGAAUAUGCCCACUUGUAUCGUGAAGUUGGCCUUGGUCUGACUGUAUUCUCACCCAUGCGUCAAGGUAUCCUGUCUGGAAAAUACAGUGACGGCAUCCCUGAUGACUCUCGCUUUGCCAACGAAGAGAUCAAGUGGGUUAAUGGUUUCUGGAAGCAGACAGGGAAAGAUACUUGGACUAGUAUUAUUGAGCAGGUCAACCAACUGAAGCCUAUUGCGGAAAGACUUGGUUUCAAACAAAGUCAACUCGCUUUGGCCUGGGUACUCAGCAAUAAGAAUGUCAGUUCUGCUAUAACGGGCGCUAGCAACCCUGAGCAGGUGUAUGAGAAUGUCAAAGCUGUGGCUGUUGUCAAAAAGCUGACGCCAGAGAUUUUGAAGGAGAUUGAUACGAUUCUCAACAACAAACCACCAGAGGUUGUGGAGCGGUUUUAAGCAACUCGACCUAAUGUGAUGGUGGUACUCCGAAAUCGGAACAUACUGUUUUAUGAGAAAAGAUUUUAUCCCAAUUGAAUCAAUCUAUCUAUGUACGUAACGGCGGAGAAAUCAAACAGCAUCG